AUAAAACUCGUAUGGAUGGUAAACUGGCGAGAAAAUGAAGUGUUUUUACACGUGAACAGCACCUUUGAACAUGGCAAAUUCCAGACCUUUGCUAUUGGGUUUUCACAACGUGGUCAACUAUCUCGCACCGAUUUAUGUGUGUUUUCGUUUGUUCCUAAUCUAUUGAAGCACGCUUAUGAUACAUAUACUUCAGGAGACUAUAAACAUCUCUUUAUUGAUACUAUACAAAAUUGUGACACCAUUUAUAUGGAUGAAAACUCUAUUGCAUUUCGACGUAAAUUUGACACUUGUGAUCCACAGGACAUUGUAUUUCACUCGGGCACUAUGUAUUUGGUGUGGUGGCGUAUAGACGCACUGCUGGACUGGAGAAGUAAUGUUACUAUGAUGCCAAAUAUAAGCGCACAAAAUCAAGGUGUGCUACCUUUACAACUGCUAAGAGCUGAUAAGAUUCACAUCAAUGAAGAGCCACAAUAUCUGAACAAGAUAGAAGUGCAUCUGGAAAAUGUGGUUGUCCCAGCGGUGGAAACAACCUAUUGGUGCAAAAUACAGCAACUUGAACCGUGGUUGAUAAAUACCAAACAUCAUAUCAUUCAAUUUGAACCAAUAAUAGACAACGAGGACUUAGUGCACCAUAUGGAAGUUUUUCAAUGUAUCGCAAAUAAAACGGAGAUUUCAACUUUUAAUGGUCCUUGCAAUGAUAUGCCUACAUAUGGACGCCUAUGCUCAAAGGUUAUGGCACUAUGGGCUAUGGGGGCUGGUUCUUUCACAUACCCAAAAGAAGCGGGUCUACCUGUAGGUGGCAAAGAGUUCAAUUCACAUAUUCGCCUGGAAGUUCAUUUCAAUAAUCCAAACUUGAAGUCCGGCAUUAUUGAUAGCUCAGGUAUGCGCAUAAAUCUAAUAUCGAAGUUACGUCGCUAUGAUGCUGCUAUUAUGGAGUUGGGAUUGGAAUACACAGACAAAAUGGCUAUACCACCAGGACAAAUAGCAUUUCCGCUGUACGGUUAUUGUAUAGCAGAGUGCACCAAAUUAGCCUUACCAAAAACAGGCAUUACGAUAUUUGGUUCACAGUUACAUACACAUUUACGAGGUGUGCGGGUUCUUACAAGGCAUUUGCGAGGAAAGGAAGAGCUUCCAGUUAUUAAUCGAGACGAUUUCUUCUCACACCACUAUCAAGAAAUACGACAGCUUCGUUAUAAACCUGAAGUUCUCCCGGGAGAUGCUCUGGUUACUACCUGCUACUACGAUACGCGUGGUUAUAAAUUGCCAACUCUUGGAGGAUUUUCAAUCAGCGAUGAAAUGUGUGUGAAUUACAUACAUUACUAUCCAGCAACAGAACUCGAAGUUUGCAAAAGUUCCAUCUCAGAUAAUUCGUUGUACAAUUUUUUUGAAUACAUGAAGAAGGUACAAGGGCAAAAUAUAUCCUCAGCAACAGGUCCUCGUUCAAAAAACUAUUUAUCAAUUCACUGGAAUCAAAAAAGGACAAAUAAGCUUCUAGAAACAUAUCUUUCCACACCAUUGAGUAUGCAAUGCAAUCGAUCAAAUGGAAUGCGUUUCGAUGGAUUUCAUUGGGAAGAUGCACCAAUCACUACAUUGAAACUUCCGAUCAGAGAAUCCAGGUCGUGUUCCUCUCAACCGAAUAAUCUGCAAUGGUUCAAACCCUUAAAUCACGGACUUUGUGAUAGUUUUGGAGAAUGUAUUUAUGCGGAGGCAAAAGUGGAAGAAUAG
Anopheles maculipalpis is the source of this 1725-nucleotide messenger RNA. It is a transcript of the gene Tbh, whose product is annotated as tyramine beta-hydroxylase. Gene Ontology annotation, molecular function: dopamine beta-monooxygenase activity; copper ion binding. Gene Ontology annotation, biological process: norepinephrine biosynthetic process; dopamine catabolic process; octopamine biosynthetic process. The coding region runs from base 16 to 1725 and encodes 569 amino acids. The record is from RefSeq and is a predicted model, not a curated record. Gene Ontology annotation, cellular component: secretory granule membrane. The transcript is spliced from 3 exons. NCBI's taxonomy places the organism in Eukaryota, Metazoa, Arthropoda, Insecta, Diptera, Culicidae.